CUUCAGAAUCGUCCGCAUUCUUAUAAGACGCCGCGCAAUCGCAAAUCGCACGCGUACAGAGUAUUUAUUUUAUACUAUAUCAUAACAUAUUAUAUUUGAACGUGUCAUAAAUAGGCAAAGGUCUGUUACAUGCCAUCGUUGUCAUCACCGCGUCGCCUGCAAGUGUCCCGGGGCCACGGCGACAACAAUAAUAACGAUAUUAUUAUUAAAAAGUGUACGACCGACGAGAUAAUAGUGAUUUUAAAUAGGAUUUACCACAUCUGCACGACGACGGUGUUUGCUACCAUUAGCUGAGUAGGUACCAAUAUAAUAUUAAAAAUAUCUGACGACCUAUAAUCGUCGUCGUUACUAGUGAUGGACGAACAUAAAUUUGAAAUGCGAUGUCCACUUAUGCUACAUUAAUCGCUCUCUAAUAGAACGUUGACUCUGAUAAAUUAUAACCAUCGAAAUCUUAUUAUUACUGAUAGUGUUACGUGCAUCGAUACAUCGUUUUUUAUUUUAUACCUACGCAUCAAUAUCUUCAGACGGCAAUAACGGAAAAUAAAAUCCGUUAAAACAUCUUCUUCAAGGACGAAUACUCGAAACCGUGGUUCUUUCAGUUUUUGAUUCAUCGCACUGUGAAAGGCCACACGGAAAUCGAGAAUAUCAAAAAAACACAACCAUCCGAUCGUCAUGGAGGACAUUGCGUUGGGACCGUCGGUGACCCGACCACAGCCGCAGGACGAAGAGAUGGCCAUCAUAAUUAGAGACGCCGUGAAGGUAUACGACAAGAACAACGUUGUGUUCAGGAGUUUGAACAUGACCGUGCCAAAGGGUAAAAUUUAUGGACUUUUAGGACCUAGUGGAUGUGGUAAAACAACGCUUUUGAGCUGUAUAGUCGGUAGAAGCGAACUGGACUCUGGUGAAAUAAUGGUUAAAGCGCUUAAAAGAGAAGAUAUAGGAUAUAUGCCACAAGAUUUAAAUUUACACGAACAUUUAACAAUAUCACAAACUUUUAAGUUCUAUGGUGGUAUGCUUAACAUGGAUAAAGAAGAAGUCGCAAAAAGAAACAAAGAAUUAUCGUUAUUAUUGGAGCUCCCAUCUGAUAAUAGACUAAUUGAAACACUUAGCGGUGGACAACAAAGAAGAGUAUCAUUAGGAGUUGCUCUUUUGCAUAAUCCAAAUAUUUUAAUAUUAGAUGAACCUACUGUCGGAUUAGAUCCAGUUUUAAGUCAUAGUAUUUGGAACCAUUUGGUGUCUUUUGCUGAGGAAGGAAAAACGAUAAUCAUCACAACACAUUAUAUUGAAGAAGCAAGACAAGCUCAUACAAUCGGAAUGAUGAGAGGAGGCAUUUUAUUAGCUGAAGAUUCACCAGAAAUUUUAAUGACACGAUGUAAUACAUCUACUUUAGAAGAAGCCUUCUUGUCACUAAGUUAUAAACAAGAAACAUCUUCCAGUUCUCAGGUUGAUGAUUCAUACAAAAAGUUAUCUUCCAAAAAAUCUAACACAAAAUUAAAAUUAAAUGACGGAUUUUUCCGAUUAAACCGAAUGAAUUGUCUCUUGUACAAAAAUGUAUCAUUGCUUUGGCAUCAAAAGUCGUUUUUAGUUUUUCUGUUUCUACUGCCUCUAGUGCAAACUUAUUUUUUUAACCUUGCAAUUGGUCAUGAUCCGAAAGGGCUGUAUAUUGCAGUUGUAAAUGAAGAAAUACAACAAAGACAACCAGGGGAAUGUAAACCCGAAUACUAUAAAGGAUGUUUCCUUGAUAAUCCUCAAGAUGUAAUAAUGAGUUGUGCAUAUGUCGAACAAAUGAAAACUAAAUCAAUGAAUAUUUUACAUUACAACGAUGUCGAUACCGCUCUAAAAGCUGUAAAGAAAAAUGAUGCUUGGGGUUUAUUAUAUUUCCCUACUAAUUAUACAACAUCUAUGGCUGUACGUUUCAUAAACGCCUCUAGGACUUCAGACUUAAAUGUAGAACUAAGUACAGUACAGGCUUGGAUAGACUUGUCUGAUCAAUACAUCGGAAAUAUGGUAAAAGCAAACGUUAUUUUUGGUAUGCAAGAGUACUUGGGUAUAGCGCUGAAUAAAUGUAAUAUCAGUUCUAAAAUUGGAAACACUCCUAUAUCGUUUAGAGAACCAGUAUAUGGGUCGGUAAAUACAACGUUCAUUCACUAUGCUUCGGCAGCCAUUCUGUGUCUGUGUUGUUACUAUUUGCCGGUACUGUUGACAGCUGGUUUGAUUUUAACAGAGAAAAAAGAAGGCAUAAUGGAAAGGAUGAUGGUUUCUGGUAUUAAAUUUUCCGAAGUUUUACUAUCUACAGUCAUAAUGCAGAUGAUAAUACACGCUAUGCAAGUGGUUAUAUCUAUGUAUGUGAUGUACAUAUACUUUGACAAUCCUUAUUUAGGAGAUCAUUUUCCUACGGUCCUUAUACUUUUACUCCUAGGAAUGGAAGGAAUGAUUUUCGGUUUUUUAAUUGGUGCCUUAUGCAAAGAUUUCACAUUCGCUGCAUAUCUAGGCGCUGGCAGUAACAUAAUGAUGUCUUUCACUUGCGGAUUGAUUUGGCCUUUGGAAGGUGCACAUUAUCUACUGAAAUCAACUGGUCCACUGCUUCCAAUGACUGCACCGGUCAAGGCUUUGCUGGCCGUAACCGCUAAAGGCUGGUCCUUUGAUUCUGAGCCCGUAUACAUGGGACUGUUGUCCAUAUUCGGCUGGUCAACUAUUAUGAUUAUAACAAUAUUUAUCAUUAGCAAAUUAAACAAAGAUCUAUGGAUUUUGAGAAAAUAAUAUAAGAAUAUGAAUUGAUUGUAUUGUACAUAUAUACUUCACUGAGUAUAUUUUUUGUCAUAUUUGUAUAUAAACAGACGAUGGUUAAUUUAUUUAACACCGACGUUUUAUUUACGGUAGACCUGAAUGCAAAAUUAAUUAUUAAUUUUUUUAAUUUUGAAAACAAAGCAAGUUUAUUAAUUUAGAUUAUUGA
This is a messenger RNA of Melanaphis sacchari, 2953 nucleotides long. Its product is annotated as ABC transporter G family member 23-like. Gene Ontology annotation, cellular component: membrane. The record is from RefSeq and is a predicted model, not a curated record. Gene Ontology annotation, molecular function: ATP binding; ATP hydrolysis activity; ABC-type transporter activity. The coding region runs from base 673 to 2760 and encodes 695 amino acids. The transcript is spliced from 16 exons. Lineage: Eukaryota; Metazoa; Arthropoda; Insecta; Hemiptera; Aphididae.